Messenger RNA from Coregonus sp. 'balchen', 8934 nucleotides. Lineage: Eukaryota; Metazoa; Chordata; Actinopteri; Salmoniformes; Salmonidae. The record is from the annotation of a GenBank genome assembly.
UAGUUAAGGACAUUUUUCCAGCAAAGAUCUAUGGGACAGAAACCAGUAUAAUGGAGGACAGUGACCUAGUAGUAAAAUGUAGUACAUUUGGGCAUAAGGAUGAAACGGAAGUGGUACAUGUGUACUUGUGUUUGGAUGGGGUUGCAGUGUAUGUGGACAAAUGUCAAACACAUGAUACCCUUUUCACCAUGAAAAGCGUAACUAGCCAACAGUGGCAAUUACAGCUGGGUGUUCUCCGAAACCCAGUAUCUACUAUCUGAAGUGCAAGGAAAAGGAGAUAAUUCACUUUCCAUCCAGGUGAUGGGUAAGGAUAUUUUUACUGUCUGGAUAUGUUAUUGUUGUUAGACAUAUUGAACAUAUGGAUACAAUAUACUUUCAUAUUUUUGAUACAAUAUUUCAAUGUGACUGCAAACACACCUUCAUAUUCCUCUCUUUUCCACCUCAUGCAGACCGGAUUCUCCUUGCAGACAUGGAUAAGAGAUAAUAAUGAUAUCACUUUCAGGCUCAAGCACUGUAAGAGAGGGAGAGGAUGUGGAGUUCCAAUGUACUAUUAUUAGAGCCCCCCAGAAAAUAAUAAUAAUAAUAUGCCAUUUAGCAGACGCUUUUAUCCAAAGCGACAUACAGUCAUGUGUGCAUACAUUUUUACGUAUGGGUGGUCCCGGGGAUCGAACCCACUACCCUGGCGUUACAAGCACCAUGCUCUACCAAUUGAGCUACAGAGGACAACUUAAAUAGAAAUGACCAGUCACUCUUACCUCUGCAAGAAUGGCACUGCUGUUCAGAUGCAGCUGUUUGAUGUUAACCGGAUGGAGGCAACUUUUACGAUUAAAAGUGUUAUUAAGAAUGACACAGGCAACUACAGCUGUGUGCUUGACCUGCAAUCAAAACCCUUGAAUAUACAGACAGGAAAUUAUAUGGAAAUAAUUCAGCCUUUCUUCAGGUUAAUGAAUUUAUAGCUUAAAACUUUUGGAAACACUUUUUAUUCAUAGUCACUAUAUGAAAGGAAGAGGUCAAGAGACAAAAAAAUUGACAAGAAAUGUGAAUAUCCAUCUACUCUGUAUUUCAGAGGCUGCACAUGAUAUGAGUCUGGUCAAUGUAAUCCGACUGAUAAAUUCAGUUGUUGUGGUCAUACUUCUUCUGACUGUAGUGGCUGUUAGUUACUACUGUCCAAAUGUGGUGAGUUCAAUGUCUUGAAAUAUGGGACACAGGGAACUUUGGUAUAGUUUGGGGAUUUUCAUAAAAGUCAGGUAGUAAGUUUUAAGUUUCUCUGUUGGGGGUGUUAUUUCUGAUCGUAAGAGGCGUAAGAGGCCAUUUGUAUAGAAAACAACACCUGUCCGGAUGUGGACCUAUUCAGUCACAUUCUUAUUUUUAGCCAUGUGCUCUGUCUCACAGUAUUUCACAGGCAAUGCUGUUUACAGUGAAGCACUGAAGUUAAAAGGUAUAAUGAUGAACACAGAAAUAUAAAUAAGACCUGGGGUCUCUCCACACAUAGCUUCCAUCUACAUGUAAAGUCACAAUGCAGGAUGUGGGCCUGACGUUUUCUGUGCUUUCUGUUCUCAGAUGCAGCAACUGAAGGGCCUAAAGCAGAAGCAGUGUACCAGACCACACACAUAGACAGGAUGUUGUCAGUACAUUUAAUAAUGGCAAGCUGCAUUAUCAAGCCAUACAUGUGAACUGUUGAUCUUUCAUUGUGCAAGCAUACAAUAUAUCUUGUCUACUCACUCCUUGCAUGCUGUAGUUUAAUGUAGUGAACAUUACUGUUAGUCAAGUCCACAUGUUCAUUAUGUUGAUAACUGAUACACUUAAUAUUCAAUUUAAUGUUUUACUCAUGCACUAGUUGAGCUACUGAGCUACUGCAAUGCUUUCAGUAAAGUUCAAAUGAUAUCAGACGCCCCGAACUCCAUCCUUAUAAUCAUAAGAUAUACAACAUAAAGAGAGACGUUACACAUGCUCUCUUGCAAACUCAAGUUGAUAUGAUUGCCUGUUUUUGUGGACUUCAUUUUGUGAAGCAGUGUAACUUGAAUGAGAGUUUUGAAAGGGAAGACACACUUUCUAGAGUACUACAUACUACAGUAUCUGAUAGAGGAAUUAUGAUUAUGACUAAAAUUGUUAACCCCAAUACUGAUGAUGACUGUGUGAACUGUGUUAGGGUUAUCAUUAUAAACCCACUAACAGAGGGGGUGAGUUAGAAACUGCUGAGACAAACAUUCCAGGGUGAAGGGGACUGAGAAACUGGUUAAAGGCCUCCUAAAGGUGGGCGGAGCAAAGUGCCUUUGUGUGUCAAGGGGUAUAAAAGCUGUAUAUGUGUUUUUUGCAUUAAGCAUUAAGUUUGAUUAAUUAGAGAUAUAAAUUCUCGUGACAGUAUCAUUAUUGGAUACCGUUGUGCUCUUCACUGAAAAUAUAAAAAUGUUUCCCUUAAGUAAGAAGAUUGCAGUCAUAGUGCAGUAUAACUAGUAUAACUGCAGUUAGAGUGCAGUAUAACUGCAGUAUGCUGCAAAUAUUGCAUCCAAAAUAACACAGUUUUUUUUUCCUGCAGUAAUUAUGCAGUGUAACUGCAGUUAUUCUGCAAUUGCUGAGUCCAAAAUAUCACAGUCGACGGCAUUUACUGCACUUUUACUGCAGUUUUAAAACUGCAAUCUUUUUUUGUAAGGGUUUUACUCAUUAUAAAUGUGUUGUAGCUUUUUCUAAGUCAGUAUCAUAGGCCUGGGGAGUUUGGAACCCCACAUUAAAAAAGCUAAUAGGAAGACUGUGUUACACAUUGCAAAAAUAUCUAAUGUAACACUGUCACUCCUCAUAGCAUACAAAGCCCUAGCUAAAACAGACUGAAAGAUCAAAUAUUGUUUAAAACAAAUAUCCACUUGAGAUACCCAACCUACACCAUUAGUCACUACAUAUGAAUCCCACAGCCUCUACUCUCUAACUUUACUGAUACAGUUAUCAAGGUGGCAGUGUACUAGAAAGUCAAAGAAGAUGAUAAAGUAGUAAUCCAUAGGAAUUGAUUGAACAAAUACAUGUUUGGGUUGUAUUGUAAUCAGACCAUCGUAUCAUAGAAAUUGUCCAGUUUCAAUAAAGUCACUGCUUCCUAAAAGCUGCUGCAUUAGUGAACAUUUACCAUAGAUAUAUGUUCAUUUACCACAAUAUAUGAAUACGCACAGGUUCUCUCUUUAAAGAUGAAUAGUCAUUGUAAUAACCUAUAAUAUAUAUUUUCUACCGCUAUGUGUGUGAUAUCUGAUACAGUAUGUGUGUGUAAACAAUCAAAUAGGUUAUAAAAAGCAGUCGUGCUGCGUCCAGCCAUCUCAUUCAAUGUAUUACCUGGUAUUCACCAGAAAGGUGUGUGGUAGUUAUUGGGGAGAACUCAAAGGUAAUACCUAAGUACCGGUGCUUGUUAUGGUGAAUCACACAUGAGUAACAACUCGUAAAUUAUUAUGUAACUACUAGAUAAAAUGACCUAAGACAUUUGACUGUGUCCUUUAAUAUAAACAGGGUGAAGUGGGUCAUUGAAAGCUCUGUGAUGCAACCUCUCAUCAUGGUCAAAGACGCUUCUAAUAGAACCCUAUUGUUUUCCGGAUAUUCACACAUAAAAACUGUACAUGCUGAGACCUACCUCCUCCUCAGUCUUUUAUAGUGUCAUAUAGGCCUAGAAGAUCACAAAAGGCUGCAAGUCACAUCAUGGGUUCCAUCUUUCUUAUGAUAUGUGAGUAUCUUUACAAAUAUAGAUUAGAGUAAGCAUAUGGUCUCAAAAUGAUCCAUACGUAUAGUACGUACUCAGUAUGCAGUCAAUGUAUUUCUAUUUAAACUGCCUAUUGUGUAAAUAUCCCAUUAUUUCAUCACAGUCACAGUAACAGCAGGUGUACAGGCCAUCUCUGAGGAAAUAGGUAAGAGGACAUAUUUUUUUUCCUAAUUGCAAAGAGUUAAAUUAAUUUGCCGAUUUAUUCCAAACAUGAUUAUUACAAAGACGUUUAAUCAUUCUUAAUUCUCUCCUUCACUCUCAAAUGAUGUAGCUGUCUACCCCGCAAAGCUUUUUGGAUCAAAGUCUUACGUUGGAAAGGGAGAUACUUUAGAUUUGAAGUGUAGCAUCUCUGACAUCAAAAGAUCCUGGGACAAGGUUCAUGUGUACAUUUGCAAGAAUGGAGUUGGGAUGAAAAUGAAGGUUCUGGAGAAAGGUGAAGAUGACACCAUUUUCACCAUGAAGGAUGUUACAAAGGAAGACUCAGGCAACUACAGCUGUGUGUACACCAGAGAUAAACUUAUACCCAGUCACGUGUUCUCAUCAGGCAAGAAUUUAGUAGCUAUCCAGGUCUACGAAAGUAGGAUUUAUUUGUGGAAAAUGUUGUUAAUUCAUUUAUUUGGCCUUUUGCUAUCCGUUUUUCAUUUGUCUAUUCAUGUUAUGUGGGAUUGAUGUAUUUAAGAUUUCGUCUCAAUAUACAUUUUUGUAGGUUGAUUCUAAAGAUUCUAAGGGGGGGGGGGGGGGGUCAUACCAUGGAUUAUUAGCUAUUACAUUUUUUUAUUUUAGGACCCCUUUAGGUAUAAAAAAAUAAAAAAAAGAUUUGUUAAAAUAAUAAAUCAUAAGGAAUAAGGUUUUGAAGUGUCUGUCCUACAUUUAGGAGAUAUAAGAAAGCUCUGGAAAUAUUUUUUGUUUUUUUACACAUAUUUAACCACAUUUUUGGAGUAGGCACAAAACUACCUCCAUACUUCUGUUCAUACUAGUCCCGUGCCAAUAGGGCUAUAGGCGGUUGCGGUGGAUUGAGACAGCCCAUGCAAAAAAACUGAUAUCUCUAGCUUAAACUGACAGAUUUUGAUGGGGAUUCUUUAAAUCAUGUUACUUAGAAUGACGCAUCGGUGUCAACAGACUCUAGGGGGUUAACAUCAGAGGAGGCUGGUGGGAGGACCUAUAGGAGGACAGGCUCAUUGUAAUGUCUGAAAUGGAAUAAAUGGAACUGUAUCAAACACAUCAAAUAUAUGGAAACCACAUGUUUGACUCCGUUCCAUAAAUUCCAUUCCAGCCAUUACAAUGAGCCUGUCUUCCUAUAGCUCCCCCCACCAGCCUCCUCUGGUUAACAUUGACUUUGGCUGAUUAUAUACUUUAUACUUCCAUUGAAGUAAGAUUUGUCCUUAUGGGAUGUUUUAGGGUGUGGCAGAUGGUGGGGGGUUGAUUCCAUGUCAUUGACCACAUGGACACACUUAGAUAGAAUAAGUUCUGUCUAAAUGAUGAUGCAUCCAUCUACAUUUGGCCUCUAUUUCAGAGACUGCACAUGAUGUGAUACUGGUCAAUGUAAUCCGACUGAUAAGUUCAGCUGUUCUGGUCAUACUUCUACUGACUGUGGUGGCUGUUAGUUCCUGCUGUUCAAAAAGAGGUAAUUAUGAUGAUUGAUGUCUCUUUUCUGGAUGACAUACAGUAGUGAUCUAAUGACAGAUAACUUUUGGUAACCCUUCCUAUGAAUACUCUCUUCAUAAUGCAUUAUAAGCACACGUACACUGAGUAUACAAAACAUUAAGAACACCUUUCCAUGACACAGACUGACCAGGUGAAUCCAGGUGAAAGCUAUGAUCCCUUAUUGAUGUCACUUGUUAAAUCCACUUCAUUCAGUGUAGAUGAAGGGGAGGAGACAGGUUAAAGAGGGAUUUUUUAAGCCUUGAGACAAUUGAGACAUGGAUUGUGUAUGGGUGCCAUUCAGAGGGUGUAUAGGCAAGACAAAAGAUUCAAGAGUCUUUGAAUGGGGUAUGGUAGUAGGUGCCAGGCGCUCCGGUUUGUGUCAAGAGUUGCAACGCUGCUGGGGUUUUCCACGCUCAACAGUUUCCCGUGUGUAUCGAGAAUGGUCCACCACCCAAUGGACACCCAGCCAAUUUGACACAUCUGUGGGAAGCAUUUGAGUCAACAUGGGCCAUCAUCCCUGUGGAAAGCUUUCGACACCUUGUAGAACGCAUGCCCUGACUAAUUGAGUCUGUUCAGAGGGCAAAAGGGGGGGGUGGGAGAGGGGGUUGCAACUCAAAAUUAGGAAGGUGUUCUUAAUGUUUGGUAUACUCAGUGUAUAACGCCUUAUGAGACAUGCAUAACACAUUAUAAUUGCAGCCGCUAAUAACUGCUCAUAAAUAUAACUACAUUCAUGAAGCAUUAAAUACUUAUAAACACUAGUUUUACUGUACUCCUCACACAUGGCACAAUUGUAAUUUAACCUACAACAAGGGAUUAUGCUUAUACAUUUUAGUAGGAUAUAAAUUAUCAAUAGGCUUUUAUUUGUCUUUUGGCAAAAAGUUAUUAACAUGCUAAGAUAUGUGCUAAUAUAUUGUAGACAAAAGAGCCAAGCAGCGAGUGCCCAAGGAAGAUACAUGAUGUAAGCUUAAUAAUAGUCUAUUAUCGUCUCCAUACUAAUGUGGCACAACAAGAGAUAUUGAAACAGUGGACUUUGUUUCAUUUUCACAGGCACUGAAGCUAAAAAGGACUACUACAGUAUGUACUGUAAUCUGCCAACCUGGUCCAAUGGUACAAUAUGUGACCGACCAGCUCGAUUCGGUCUUAUGUAGCAAAAUUUGAAAUUGUGUUUUUUACAUUGGAUAAAAGUAGAGACUCAGAGCUAGAACAUGCUUUAUCAUACACUGCUGAAGAGGAACAAUGGGAAAGUCAUUCUGCUUUGAGUUGAUAAACUUGUAACCCCACUUUUGAGAAAAUGGCUCGUGAAUAUUUUGGUACACAACAUGACCUGUACCAAAGUGAGAUUAGGAUAUAGGCCAAGGACUAGAUAGUUUGUUUUUACUACUACUUUUUGCUAUUACUUUCAUCACUUUUAGUCUUGAAAUCCUCUGUAGCUCAAUUGGUAGAGCAUGGCGCUUGUAAUGCCAGGGUAGUGGGUUCGAUCCCUUGGACCACCCAUACGUAAAAAUGUAUGCACACAUGACUGUAAGUCGCUUUGGAUAAAAGUGUCUGCAAAAGUGGGGUUACAAGUUUAUCAACUUUCAAAGCAGAAUGACUUUCCCAUUGUUCCUCUUCAGCAGUGUAUGAUAAAGCAUGUUCUAGCUCUGAGUCUCUACUUUUAUCCAAUGUAAAAAACAAAAUUUCAAAUUUUGCUACAUAAGACUGAAUCGAGCUGGUAGGUCACAUAUGACGGUGAUCCUAAGGGGAAAAUUAGCUUUACAGGGCCAGCCUUUUUCGAGAAAAUGUGGGAAAUGAAUGAGCAACCUACAAUCAAAUACCAAUGUUACUUUGCUCAAUGGCUAUUUAUAGUACUGUUUUUAGCUUUAAUUGCUAUAAGUUUGUUGUAACAUUACCUGAUGCUAUGGGGUAGUGACAUUCACUGUGAAGGAAUUAAUUCAGAAUAUAUUGACAGAAUGCUUAAGAAUGUAUACAGUUUGUUUAUUGGUAUAAUGCAUCUUAAGAUUAAAGUGUAUAAUGCUUUUUUUGUAUAUUGAAGGAAAACUCCACCCAAAAACUAUUUUUUGGUAUUUGUUUCACUAGUCCGUUGUUGAUAUAGUCCCAAAAUGUUUUGCAUGUCAUCAAUCAAGUUUUCAAGAUAUGCAACUUAAAAAAUACAGAAAUCUGUCCUGUCUCUUCAAGACUUCAUUGCUGACAUGCAAAGCAUUUUAAUAGCCAUUUAUUUCACACAGUUUUUGUCUUUGCAAAGAUAUAUGCGCAAUUCUUCUCUUAUUUGUCUUUUGUCAUUUACAGUAUAGCUACAUGUGAAACUGUAGCAGUUAGCCAUAUGGCGCUGUAAAUAUAACAGAACCUCUUCAUUGCUCUAAUGACACUCCUACUUUUGAAACUGAACUUAUAAGGGAUUGAGCGCUUUGUUACAAAAGUAAUGCUGAAUCCAUUCUCAGUAUAUGAGGAACAUUAUCAGCUAUAGUCCGAUUUAUUAUUCGUACAAUGUGUGGUUACUGUUAUGAGCCUACAUAUGUGAGGCACAUCAACAUUGUAUUUCUCUGAAACCAAACCUCUACACAAAAUCUCAGCCAAUACAUCAUGGCAGCAUUAGCACUCACAUGGCUUGUGAUCUGUGAGUAUGUUCUACUUUUCGAAUGAUAUAAAUGAUCAAGAGCAAUAUUUAUUUUAAUUUUCUUGUUUCUAGUAUCUUACAAAGCUCAUCUGCAUUAUAGAGAAACAGGACUUAAUCUUGUAUUCUUGUUCCAAGUAGUCACAGCAUCCAAACUUGCCAAAUCUGAAUACACAGGUAAAGUAGUUAUGUUUAAAAAUAUAGUAUCUACAGUAUAUAGAGUACUCAGAAAACACAAAUUAAAUUAUAUUCAUACAAACAGCUGUUUAUCAUCCACUUAUUCUUGGAAGUUAUUCACUAUAGAGUAUUUUGAUCUAUGCAGAUAUCUACCCUGCAAGGCUCUUUGUACCAACAUUCAAGGUGAGAGAAGGAGGUCAUAUAGAUUUUAAAUGUAGCACUGUCAGCCUGGAACAACACUGGGACAAGGUUAAUGUUUAUCUUUACAAGAAUGGAGUUGGGAUGAAAAUGAAGGUUCUGGAGAAAGGUGAAGAUGACACCAUUUUCACCAUGAAGGAUGUUACAAAGGAAGACUCAGGCAACUACAGCUGUGUCUACACCAGAGAUAAACUUCUACCGGAUCAAGUGAAGUCAACAGGCGAGAAUUUAGUAGUCAUCCAGGUCUAUGGGGAAGAAGCUACGCUUUUGUUAAUGUGUGUGUAUGUUUGUAAUGAUUAGAAAUAAUGGUGAGUGGAUUGCUGUGCACAUUCAGUAUUUAUCAAUUUGUUGUGUGGUUGAGUAUUUUUUCUUCAGACGCUAAAAUACAGUAUAUUCUAUUAAACCACAAAUUGCAUUCUUAAUACUAAAUCAACUUACACUUAGGUACACAUUUUUACUUCCACUUAAAUCAAAUGUUCUGCUUUUAAUUUUUUUAAGUAGAAGUUAGGGUUCACCCCUUAUUUAGUAUUUUGUUUCAUGCAGAGAUCUACCCCGCAAAGCUCGAUGGACCAUC